This is a messenger RNA of Pseudonaja textilis, 911 nucleotides long. RefSeq names its product transmembrane protein 128 (gene TMEM128). NCBI's taxonomy places the organism in Eukaryota, Metazoa, Chordata, Lepidosauria, Squamata, Elapidae. The record is from RefSeq and is a predicted model, not a curated record.
GCCCUCCGUUCGCCGGAUCCAAGAUGCCGAACGGCAAAGAAGUAGAGUUGUUGGUCCGGCGGCGGCGAGGGCGGGGGAGCGGCCGUGCAGCAGGACAGGAGAGCAGGACAGCGGUUCCAGGUACAAGCAUGGAGAAAAAGGAUAAGCCUCUCCCUAGGCUUAACAUUCAUUCUGCAUUUUGGAUAUUGUCAUCAAUAGCUAUUACAUAUUAUGUUGAAUUUUUUAAAACUGUUAAGGAAAUUAUUCAAAAAGAAAGUGGGUGGUUUGUCCUUGGCAGCUGUUUAUUAGCAGUCAGUCUGUCAGUGGCAUUUUAUUGCAUCAUAUAUCUCGAAUGGUAUCAUGGAAUUGCAGACUAUGAAACUAGCUAUCCCACUCUCGUUCCCAUCACAACUGCUAGCUUUAUUGCUGCAGCAGUUUGUUUUAACAUUUCCUUGUGGCCUGUGUGGUCAUUUCUGACGCCUCCAGUGCUCUUCAUCCAGUUUAUGGGUAUAGUCAUGCUUGUGUCCCUGUUGGGCUAGACCUCGCAGGUUCUGUCUACUCUUCAUGUCAUAGUGAAGGGUCUGGAUUUAAUCAUUCUCCCCAUUUUGAAGUUUGGGGCAACACCUAUUCUCGGCCACUUCAACUUCAGAAUACACAAAGGGUCAGCAAGAUCACCAUCAAGUUUCUUCAGUACUAUGGAAGGAAAGAUUUAAUCAGAAGUACAUAGAAAUCCCAUGGCCAUGUCUCCUUCAUUUUCAAACGUCAUUUUUGUUCCUUAUGCCAUUCUUCACUAUUUCUUGUUGAGCAAAACUGAACCAAUUGCAUUCCAAAAAAGAUAACCAAAAGCUGUGUUUAAACAAAAUGCCAUUCGUUUGUUUGUAGGCUGAACUGCCAGAUGGCAGGAUUUGAAGAUGAAACCUGCGGGUAAUAAA